UAUCUUAUGACGUUAUUUCUGCGCGCGAAACAAUGACAACAACAACAACGAUGGCAAAAGGCUGUAUUGCUACAUAAGUGGCACCUUUCCUCAUUGUAUCCUUGCAGCGGUUUAUUUUGGUUUUAGUUAUUUUAUGGUUUGCGCGAUUGAAACAAAGCAUUAAAUGAGGUAAUUUAGCCUACAUUUGAUUGAACAUUUCCAUUUGUAUUGUACUUGUAUGCAUGUAAAACAACGAUGGAGGACGCCAAGAUCGGAGCUGCACUUUUGUUACUCUGUGGUUACUUAGUUGGUUUUAUGAUGUUAACAUUGGAGUUUGAUAGACGGCGUGAAAUCCUGAGACAAUCGACCCAAAGAGCAAGGGAGAGGAGAGCGAAGAGGCGAAAACUGCUGCGAAAGUUUGGAAUAUUUUAUAUCACGAUGGCCCAAAGAGAAAUGCAUUGCUUCAGGAGAAGGAGAAAGAUAUUGUUGCGUCUGUGUGCACUACGUUCCUCACCAUCUGUUUGGGUUUACAAAAGAGAAGAUGACUGGUGGAAAACCGUCGUUCCCAGUUUUACUGACCACCAGUGGAUAGAGAAUUUCCGGAUGUCUAAAGAAACGUUUCAGUACAUCUGUCGUCGUGUGCAGCCUGCGAUGGAGAAGAUGGAUACGAGGUAUCGUCUGUCUGUGCCACUCCAAAAAAGAGUUGCUGUUGCCUUGUGGAAGCUAGCCACAAACGCCGAGUACAGGACUGUUGCCCAUCUUUUCGGAGUUGGCAUUGCAACUGCCUGUGACUGCGUGAGAGACUUCUGCUCCUCUGUGUUAGAGAUUCUAAUGCCCGAAGUUAUUCAGGUACCUACUGCAGAGAAGCUGAACGAAAUGACUCUGUACUUCGAGCAAAGGUGGGGGCUACCACAAUGUGUUGGCUCCAUUGGUAGCUCACAUAUCCCCAUUUUGGCCCCACUGGAGUUUCACACCGAAUAUAUCAAUCGUAAGGGAUGGUGCUCCAUUUUAUUGCAGACAGUAGUUGAUGGGAAUGGGCUCUUUUGGAAUGUCUUUGCAGGACUACCUGGCAGCUUGCCCAGUGCCAGAGUACUGCGUUUGUCCCCAUUGUGGAAACUGGCCGAAAGGGGCAUGCUGUUUCCACAACAACAAAGGUGCAUUGGUGGGCAAGGCGUAGACCACUACAUCCUUGGAGAUGCAGACUAUCCACUAAGAAGUUGGCUCAUGACGCCUUUUACUGACGACGGCCGUCUGACUGAAGGACAACACGUGUACAACUACACGACCAGCAAGGCAAGGGUGGUUGUUGAAAAUGCCUUUGACCGACUGAAGGGAAGAUGGAGAUGUUUGCUGGAACGCAAUGACUGCAGCCUUGAGAGAGUGAAGUCCAUGGUGCUCACCAGCUGUGUGCUCCAUAACCUCUGUGAGAGCAAUGGUGAGGAGUACAGGGAGGAAUGGGAUAAAUCAGUCCCAUUUGCCCAGCCGGAUGAGCCGCUUGCACCUGGUGCAGAGACUGAAGGAAUGGGAGUACGUGCAGCCUUAGUGCAUUAUCUGACCACUGUUGACAACUAAAUUAACACAACACACAAAUCUUUGUUAUUGUUCAUUUCUUAAUAAAUAUUUGAUUUUAGUUUGUCUCAUAUUUCUUUCAUACAGAGCCCCUCAGAGGACAAGAAUAACGUUCUGUUUUGGGUUUCCUUGCAAAAAAAAUAACCAUGGUUUUACUAUAGUAUUAUUGCAAUAAACAUGACUGUAGUAACUAUGGUUUGUUUUGUGGUUACUAAGGUUUUACUACAAAUGCCUUGUUUAAACUAUGUUUACUGUAGUAAAACCAGUUCAUUUUCAUAAAUAUUUGAAAACCUUAGUUACCACAAAAUGUACCAUUGUUUUACUACACUAACCAAUUUUAACCAUUAAAUGUACCAUUGUUUUACUACAGUAACCAUAAUAUUUACCAUUAUUUUACUACAGUAAGCAUGUUUUAACCACAAAAUGUACCAAUAUUUUACAACAGUAAGCAUAUUUUAACCAUGAUAUUUAACAUUAUUUUACUACACUAAAUUAAUUUGAACCAUAUUUGUGGCAAAACUGUAGUAAUUAAACAGUAAACCCAAAACUAUGGUUUUAAUAAAUCCUAAUCAUUCUGCAAAAAAAAAAAAAGUGGUUAGUUUUUAGUAACACCACUGUUAAUUUGCAGUAAAACAUUAUUAUUAUUAUUUGGCAGGAUGAGGAUUUUACUACAAUAGUUUUGGUUUUUAUGUAUUAUUAGGUUGUACUAUGUACAGGUGCAUCUCAAUAAAUUAGAAUGUCGUGGAAAAGUUCAUUUAUUUCAGUAAUUCAACUCAAAUUGUGAAACUUGUGUAUUAAAUAAAUUCAAUGCACACAGA
This is a messenger RNA of Myxocyprinus asiaticus (Chinese sucker), 2366 nucleotides long. RefSeq lists its product as uncharacterized. Bases 235 to 1551 code for a protein of 438 amino acids. The transcript is spliced from 2 exons. Lineage: Eukaryota; Metazoa; Chordata; Actinopteri; Cypriniformes; Catostomidae. The record is from RefSeq and is a predicted model, not a curated record.